AUGCCAAAGAAAAAUUUUUAUGAAAUUUUGGGAGUAAGCCACCAAGCUACCGAAGCAGAAAUUAUUGCGACUUACUUGAAAUUACGACGAGAAUUAAUUGCGAGUAAUAGCCCUGUGGAAGAAUUCCAAAAAAUUUACGAAGCCGUUUUGGUUUUGACCCAAAUUCGGGAAACUUAUGAUUUGGCUGACGAACAGGAAGAUUUUCAUACUGUCGUUCCUGGCAAGACGCUCGACGAAUUUCUCAACGAGGACGAUACUAAAACCGCCGCCGAAAUUCAAGCUGCCAAAAUACAAAAUGAAAAUUUGGAAAAAUACAGAAAAAAGAAAGAGCAGUUAAGACAAUUUUCUUCGGAAAGUAAUAAUUGA
Cetraspora pellucida is the source of this 366-nucleotide messenger RNA. The record is from the annotation of a GenBank genome assembly. NCBI's taxonomy places the organism in Eukaryota, Fungi, Glomeromycota, Glomeromycetes, Diversisporales, Gigasporaceae.